AUGCCACCAGACAACGUCGACCUUAGCCUCAUGGCAGCCGAGCGCGAUGCCUCUCCUGAACGAUUCCGCCGGCGUGCCUCGCACGAAAUUGAGCGUGUGCUCUCCGCCUCUUCAGCGUCGUCCUCGUCGUCCACAUCGACAGCCCCCGACCACCCCCAAUUCACACGGAAUAUGAGCCGCAUCUCCACACAAAACGACCUCGAGAGGCACCCCACCGAGCUCAGUCGCAUCCACACCGCGAGGAGCCAGCACCAGAGCACCGUGGGCAGUGGCAUCCGCAGCCGGACGAGCACGCGGGCAGAGAAGAAGCCCCUGCCGCCAUUUGGCGCAGGCAAGCCGUACCCGCCACCAUUGCCUGCGCAGGAGGAGUACGUCGUCGAGUUUGACGGGCCCCAAGAUCCAUUGCACGCGCAGAACUGGCCGUUGCGCAAAAAGGUCCUCACGGCGGCCAUGCUGGGCUACACGACCAUGACCUCGGCGUUCACAUCCUCCGUCUUUAGCGCCGCGACGAUGACGGUUUCGCAGAUUUACGGCGUGGGGACAGAGGUCGGUCUUCUGGGGACGACAUUCUAUGUGCUCGGUUUCGCUUUUGGACCGACACUGUGGGCGCCGCUGUCCGAGCUGCGCGGUCGUCGGCUACCACUGGUCCUGUCCAUGUUUGGUUUCACCGUCUUCUCCGCCGGCUGUGCUACCGGCAAGGACAUCCAGACCAUCCUCAUCUGCCGCUUCUUCUCGGGUUUCUUUGGUGCCUGCCCGCUCGCCGUCGUCGCCGCCGUCUUCUCCGACAUGUUCGACAACAAGACCCGUGGUAUCGCCGUCACCCUCUUCAGCAUGGCCGUCUUCACUGGUCCUCUCCUCGCUCCCUUUGUAGGAGGCUUCAUCGUCGAGAGCUACCUGGGCUGGCGCUGGACGGAGUACCUGGCCACCAUCAUGGGUGGGACGGCCCUGAUCCUCGACUUCAUCUUCCUCGAGGAGACGUAUCCUCCCGUCAUCCUAAUUCAAAAGGCCGCGGAACUCCGUCGUCGCACCAAGAACUGGGGCAUCCACGCCAAGCAGGAGGAAAUCGAGGUCGACUUCCGCGAACUCGUCACCAAGAACUUUUCGCGACCUCUGCGUCUGCUCUUCACCGAGCCCAUCAUCCUCUUCCUCUCUAUCUACAUGAGUUUCAUCUACGGUAUCCUUUACCUCUUCUUGACAGCCUACCCACUCGUGUUUGUCGGUGUCCACGGCUUCAGCUCCGGCCAGAGUGGUCUGACCUUCUUUGGCAUGAUUGCCGGUCAGGUCAUUGCCGGCGCGGCGGUUCUGGCGCAGCAGCCGUGGUACAUGCGCAAGCUGACAGCCAACAACGGCCUGCCUGUGCCCGAGUGGCGUCUCCCCAGCAUCAUGGCCGGCGGCAUCGCCUUUGCUAUCGGUAUCUUUUGGUUUGGAUGGUCCGGAUACAAUCCCAACGUCCACUGGGCGGUCCCGGCUGCCUCGGGCGUCUUCACCGGCUUCGGCCUCAUGUCCAUCUUCCUCCAGGCCCUCAACUACCUCGUCGAUGCCUAUCUCAUGUUUGCCGCCUCGGCCAUCGCCGGAAACACCUUUAUGCGUUCCCUCUGCGGUGCCGGUUUCCCUUUGUUUGCGCGCCAAAUGUUUGAAGGGAUGGGCAUCCAGUGGGCCAGCACCCUCCUAGGCUGUGUUGCCGCCUGCCUGGCGCCGAUCCCGUUUGUCCUGUACAAGUAUGGUCACAAGAUCCGCGCCAAGAGUGCCUACGCUCCGACGUUCAAUGCCCCCGCUGAGGAGCCCGCCGAGGAGCACGAAGAGGUGUCCCAUGGCGAAAAGGACGGUGAGGAGGCGGCGGCCCGGGCAAACGCCCCUCUGAGGGAAGGCGAUGCCAAUGACACAAAGGAGACUGUCUAG
This is a messenger RNA of Emericellopsis cladophorae, 1899 nucleotides long. Its product is annotated as putative transporter. Bases 1 to 1899 code for a protein of 632 amino acids. Gene Ontology annotation, biological process: transmembrane transport. Gene Ontology annotation, molecular function: transmembrane transporter activity. Lineage: Eukaryota; Fungi; Ascomycota; Sordariomycetes; Hypocreales; Bionectriaceae. The transcript is spliced from 2 exons. The record is from RefSeq and is a predicted model, not a curated record.